Molecule: messenger RNA, 3153 nt
Organism: Carassius auratus (goldfish)
Lineage: Eukaryota; Metazoa; Chordata; Actinopteri; Cypriniformes; Cyprinidae
Product: growth/differentiation factor 10-like
Exons: 3
Coding region: 220-1560 (446 amino acids)
Biological process (GO): positive regulation of osteoblast differentiation
Cellular component (GO): extracellular region
Molecular function (GO): growth factor activity; cytokine activity
Source: RefSeq, a predicted model, not a curated record
UUGGAUGAUGCUUCGCUUGUCUUCGGCUGCCAGCGUCAUCAAGCAUCUGUCUUCAUCAUCAUCAUCAUCAUCAUCAUCGCUUCAGCAGCGAGAAACAAGUGUCUGAGCACACACACACACACACACACACACACACACGCGCGGACUUCAGCAUCACAGCCGAGCUAGCAGCACUCUUCCUCUUCAGCUCAUGUUGAUCGCGGGGGAUAAAGUGUGAGUAUGGCAUCAGUUUAUGCGGUGGCACGCGUUUUUCUUUAUCUUACCAUCGUCAGAGUUUACUUGGUUAACUCGUCAGAACUGAACGGAGAUAUUCCUGCAACACAGCAUUCACUCCACAGUCCUGCCCGAGACAUGAUGACUGUUAAUAUGUACAGAGUGUAUGAUAAAUACAGCAAGAAGCACCAUCAUCAUCAUCAUCAUCAGCAACAACAACAACAACAACAACAACAACAACAACAACAACAGAACAUAAAUACAGUCCGAAGCUUUAGAGGAGUCCCAGAGAUCUCCCAGCACAAGGUCGUGUUCCACUUCAACCUGACCUCUAUCCCCGAUUCAGAGGUGAUACUGAUGUCAACUCUACACUUUCUUGACCAACAAGCUGGUCAGCGGUCUUGGGCCUGCCGGCGUUCCCGAGGAGCCGCAUGCCGUCUCCAGCUCCUUCGGUCCUCCACCAUCACACAUCUCAUCAUGAAGGGAACAUCGCCAAACGCUGCGGUCCCCUCGCAGCUGAGCAACAUCACGCUGUCUCCUAACAGAAAGGGGCUUUGGCAGAUUACAGACGUAUCAUCAGCUGUCAAACAAGCCCAAGUGAACGGCCAGCUCUCCAUUACUGUUGAGUUUGAGCAUCAGAGACGUCAGGAGCGCUGGUCUCCUCACAGCCUGCCGUUCAUUCUUGUAUACGCCGAUGACGUUGCAAUAACGGAGCCCAACAGUGUUGCUGUGAGUCUACAGAGAUACAGUCCAUCCCCUGUGCAUGAGGACACCAGGACCAGAGCACCUCCAUCUUCAUUCAACUCUAGAAUCAGAAGGGAACUGGAUCACCUGCAGAGCAACUACCUACCUGACAUCCCAUAUAAUGAUCUCAAGAGCAGGGAGAUAUGGGACGGCGUCGUCUUUGAGAAAAAGCCCAAAUCCUUGUCCAAAGCUCAGGAAAAUCACGGAGGAGUGAGAGGGUCGAGGGAGCUCAGCUUUGACGAGAAGACCAUGAAGAAAGCCAGACGCCAGCAGUGGAGUGAGCCUCGAGUGUGUUCACGCCGUUACCUGCGGGUGGACUUCGCAGACAUCGGAUGGAGCGAAUGGAUAUUGGCACCGAAGGCAUUUGAUGCUUACUACUGCGCAGGAACAUGCGGAUUCCCCAUCCCGAAGGUUGUCAAUCCGUCCAAUCACGCCACCAUCCAGAGUAUCGUGAGAGCCGUAGGGAUCGUCCCUGGAGUCCCCGAGCCGUGCUGCGUCCCGGAUCAGAUGAGCUCUCUGACUGUGCUCUUCCUGGACUCCAGCAGGAACAUGGUCCUGAAGAUCUAUCCCAGCAUGUCUGUGGAGACCUGUGCCUGUCGAUGAACCAGCUAACGGACAUAAAUAUUCACACCCUGCAGAUCACAACACACUCAGCUGAAGUCGAUGGGACGAAUCCCUGCAAAUAAGACCUGAACACCUCAAAUUACACAGGAUUUCCCUUUGCACACAAACAUUGCAUCAUCUUUCCAGUCUUUCUUAUUGAAUGAAUUGUAUAUAAACCUUAUUGUAACAUGUAGUAAGCAGAACUGUUUUCAUUUUGAUAAAGCGUUUCUGUAAAUAAAUCCCGUAACACUUUUCAUUAAGCUAUCAUUUGUUAACAUUAGUGAACUAUGAGCAAUAUAUUUUGUUAAUAAAAAUACAGUUUGUUCGUGUUAGCUCAUUAAUGUAAACAGAUGACUUUUAAAGAUUAAAACUUAUUAGUAGUCAAUGUAGAAAUGAACCAAGAUGAAUAAAUUGUUACUUAAUGUUAACUAAAGUAGUUAACUAAUGUUAACAAAUGAAACAGUUUUGUAAAGUUUCAAAACUUCAACCUAGGAAUUAAACACCUGGGAUCUUGAAUGGAAAGAAACUUUUUGGUAAUUUGUGAGAAUAUGAAGGAAACUGCUGCCAUCUAGUGCUUCGUGAUCUGACAUUCAUAUCAAAGUUUCUCCUUCGAGGACAGACCUUUUAGAUUAGAAGAGAUACAUUGAUUAGCCAUGUCUAUAGAAAAGGAGUUAAGUGAUAGAUUAGUACGUUUUAAAAUAAAUAACAACCCAGAGGUUAUGAUUUCUGAUACUUUAUCAAAGCAAUUACAUGUCGAUUGUAAUUAUUUAUUUUCCAAACUGUAUUGUUUACAACUUUUUAUGCAAACAAUUUUUGUUUUUUUUCUGUAAUCCUGGAGGACUUUUUGUGAAUAAAGGUUUAAUGAGUUGUAUUAGGAAUGUACAGUAGAUUAUUUACAACAGCAGAGCAAAGUUCAAUUUAGACCAUUAACCCUUGCACAACCAGAUCCCAGCUUUUGAAUUUUAGUGGGAGCUUGACUGAAUAAAUGAGGGAAGCACUGGAAUCUAAAAUGUUAAUAUUUAUCACAUCCGAGGAUGAUUAGCUGAAGCAUCUUAAAUACACACACAAGCACAUGAUGGAGUUGCUUUAGUAAGAACAGCCUGAAGUAUGACCCUGUGAAUAAGGCAUUGGUUUUCAGAAGUGUGUGUUUACAGAACCCUCUUUAACUACAAGCUUCGUCGUACACGGUAAGUGCAUAGCUUACGGUCUCUGAGACAGAGGCAUUCGAUUCUGGGAACACGAGGAGUCGGGACUGUAUCCAAAGCCAGAUCAUUGACUUUUUCCAUACCAAAGAUGAUGUUUUUGACUCGUUUAUUAAUCUCUCUUUCAUGUUCUUUAUUCCAUUAGACAGGGCAACAAAACCCAACACAGACUGCUGUUCAACGUUUCCAUCCCAAAUCAUGAAGAGAUCACAUCAGUCCAGCUGAGGCUGUUCACUCUCUGGGAAGUAAUGUAACUCAUCACAUUUGAUUACUUUUCUAAAUGUCUAAUUAAUGUUUUCAACUGUUGAAUAUAUUAAAACCUUUAACGCAUUAUUAAAAUGUUCUUCAAGAUAAAAAAAAGGUUUACUUUAAGAACUGAUCACUGAGAGAC